AUGACCCCUCCAGAAUCCGGCUCUCCGGAGUUGAGGAUGGCUAGGAACUUCCAUGAGCAACAACAUGGUAGAUCGGCGUCAACUUCGCUAGUGGCAACAACUGAAACUCCGAAGCAAACGGAACUAGGGGGGAGUCUGGUACCUGCUCUAGGUCAACCACCACCGCAACAAGCGCAGCGGAGACCGCCGAACUUGCUAUUAAAGAAAAAUGGGAAAGAAGCUUUCAAGUCCUUUUCCUACGAUAUGUGUAGUAGCAGUAUACCUGUUUCUCCACCUCCCUCGACCCCGCCUCCCGGCUCGGUCCAGCCUUCGUAUUUAGGAACUGCACAAUAUCCGAAUAAUCUUCUCCAGCAGGCUCAGCCUGAUGUGUCUCCUUCACUACGCCCAGGUCCGCCAGUGAAGGCGCAAAGUUUUACUACGCCACUGGAUACGAAUGUACCACCGCUUACUCCUGCUCAGCAGAGGCUUGUUGGAGGGAGAACUCCUAAUGGAUCGCCUAUUCUUCCCCCACUUCCCUCAUUUCAAUCCGGUGGAUUUGGUUUCGAUAACCUCGACGACCCGUUUUCGAAACCGAAGCCAUCGCCGACUUAUCCGGGCCGGAGUAAAUAUAAGCCAGCUUCAUUCUCCGCUCCGCCGGAACCUUCUGAGAAUACUUCUACUCCACCAUCACGUUGGUCGCGACAGGCCAUGCCCCAUCAAUCCCAGCAGGUCGAGGAGCCGCAAAAAUCUCAGGAAUCGGAGGCCAAUGAGGUCACUCCCGAACCGAUGUCAUUUCACGCAAUCACGGCUGAAGAGCCUAUCGUACUGCCCUCAUCAUCUGAAACAUCACCUCAACCAUCCCCGGAACUUAAUGGCGCAGAGUUCGCCGAACCACCCCCGAAACCACAAGUGAAUAGAAAGUCGAAUGAAAGGGGCUCUUUCUUAGGUGGGUGGAAAUUGGCGUUGAUAAAUUCGAGAGGUGCAAGUGCUAGCCCUGAGGAUGUGAAGGCAGCUAGCCCCGACGGUGAUGCGCCGGUAGGCGUUGGUGACGGUGGUGGGUGGAUCCACAGGCGGAAGGGGAGCUUUUCGAGUACCCGGCCCCCAAGCGCCGAAAAGUCUAAGUAUAAGCAAUUCGGACAGGAGUACAAAGAAUUCCGGGCACAAAAAAAGGCGGAGAGCGCUGCGUCUUCAAAGAGAACCUCAAAGCAGAAUAGCGUUCCUACAAGUCCGAUAGAAGGAACAGGGGUUAGUGCGAUAUUGGGCGGCGCCGGUUCUUCGAAGGAUGCAUCCGGGGAGAAAAUGAAGUCUUCUGAGGCUCGUCAGAUACAGCGGGCAGAUGAGAGCGGCGUGGAUGCGAAUGAGAUUGUCGGGCUCGAUGUCGCAGUUAGGCAGAUGAAUCUACUUGAGCGACAGCUUCGAUCCGGCCAGCCGUUGAGUCCACCUGAUUCUAGGGACGGUGAAACUCGCCCUGUAGAAUUGGACAAAGGAUACCUUGCCAACUCUGAGCAGAGUAGAGCAAGUAGUUCUCUGCCAUCCCCCACCGAAGGCCUGAAAGGUCAAAAUCCUGUCCCCGGGCCACCACCAGCCCACAAAAAGAAAGAAUCUAAGGGGAAGUCUCGCUCCCCCCUCCGUCACGAGAUUGACUCCUCUUCUGCCCCUUCUUCCCCUUCAGCCCCCGUACCACCAUCUACAGGGAAAGGUAAAGGCAAGGAAGUAGGCAGCAAACAUGCUCAAGAAGGUUCAAAGGGCUCCUCGAGACACCCCGCGGACCCGCAAUACCCCCCGCCAUCAGAAUACCUCGGACAAACGAAGGGCUCCGUAGCCGGGGCUGGAAGUAGUAGCUCUGCGGCGGGUCCGUCUGCCCCGUCGAAACCGGUUGCCAAGUUGUUCGUUAUCUGCUGCAGAUGUAAAUACUGGCACGACCUUCCAAGCAUAAUGUACAGAGCCAUGGUUGAGAAUGGCGGCGCUACCAGGUGUCCGUAUUGUCUACAUGGCAUGGAGGCUGCGUGUUGCUCUGGAUAUACUUGCGUCGUAUACAUGCACCAAAAGCACCACGGUCUCGGUAUUUAACGUUGGAGAAAUGUGUUUUGGAGUAGUCUUUUAAAAAAGGGGGAUUUUGCACAUAGGGAUAGAGAGCGUUCGCUUUGUAAAUUUACUGCCAUUUUCUUUUCUCUUCUUUUUGCUACGUGGGCUAUGAUGUUGGCGACUUGGGUUGGAUCGAAUGAGGGAAUUUAUAGUGUGCAUACAUGGCAUUGUUGGAAAAGUAAUGGGAUUUAUGGGUUCAUGGGGUGUCACUCGGGAGUCUUAACUGGGGGGCGGUUUUGUGGGGGGGGGUGGCUGGGAGACGGUAUGAUAUCAAAACAAGCCUUUUCUGGUGUUUACU
Messenger RNA from Tuber melanosporum (Perigord truffle), 2362 nucleotides. RefSeq lists its product as uncharacterized. The transcript is spliced from 2 exons. The coding region runs from base 1 to 2049 and encodes 682 amino acids. NCBI's taxonomy places the organism in Eukaryota, Fungi, Ascomycota, Pezizomycetes, Pezizales, Tuberaceae. The record is from RefSeq and is a predicted model, not a curated record.